AUGGCAGACUAUUCAACAGUCCCUCCGCCCUCCUCUGGCUCAGCCGGCGGCGGAGGCGGCGGCGGCGGCGGCGGCGGCGUUAACGAUGCUUUCAAAGAUGCGCUGCAGAGAGCCCGGCAGAUUGCAGCGAAAAUUGGAGGUGAUGCUGGUACAUCACUGAAUUCAAAUGACUAUGGUUAUGGGGGACAAAAAAGACCUUUGGAAGAUGGAGAUCAACCAGAAGCUAAGAAAGUUGCUCCUCAAAAUGACUCUUUUGGGACGCAGUUACCACCGAUGCAUCAGCAGCAAAGCAGGUCUGUAAUGACUGAAGAAUACAAAGUCCCAGAUGGAAUGGUUGGAUUUAUUAUUGGCAGAGGAGGUGAACAGAUCUCACGUAUACAGCAGGAAUCUGGAUGCAAAAUACAGAUUGCUCCUGACAGUGGUGGCCUUCCAGAAAGGUCUUGUAUGUUAACUGGAACACCCGAGUCUGUCCAGUCAGCAAAACGAUUACUGGACCAGAUUGUUGAAAAAGGAAGACCAGCCCCUGGCUUUCAUCAUGGCGAUGGGCCAGGAAAUGCAGUUCAAGAAAUAAUGAUUCCAGCUAGCAAAGCAGGAUUAGUUAUUGGAAAGGGAGGAGAGACAAUUAAACAACUUCAGGAACGAGCUGGAGUUAAAAUGGUUAUGAUUCAGGAUGGACCUCAGAAUACUGGUGCUGACAAACCUCUUAGGAUUACCGGAGAUCCAUACAAAGUUCAACAAGCCAAGGAAAUGGUGUUAGAGUUAAUUCGUGAUCAAGGUGGUUUCAGAGAAGUUCGAAAUGAGUAUGGGUCAAGAAUUGGAGGAAAUGAAGGGAUAGAUGUCCCCAUUCCAAGAUUUGCUGUUGGCAUUGUAAUAGGAAGAAAUGGAGAAAUGAUUAAAAAAAUACAAAAUGAUGCUGGUGUACGAAUUCAGUUUAAGCCAGAUGAUGGAACAACACCUGAUAGGAUAGCGCAAAUAACAGGACCUCCAGACCGAUGCCAACAUGCUGCAGAAAUUAUUACAGACCUUCUUAGAAGUGUUCAGGCUGGUAAUCCUGGUGGACCUGGACCUGGUGGUCGAGGGAGAGGUAGAGGUCAAGGCAACUGGAACAUGGGACCACCUGGUGGACUACAGGAAUUUAAUUUCAUUGUACCAACUGGGAAAACUGGAUUAAUAAUAGGAAAAGGAGGUGAAACCAUAAAAAGCAUAAGCCAACAGUCUGGUGCAAGAAUAGAACUUCAGAGAAAUCCUCCACCUAAUGCAGAUCCUAAUAUGAAGUUAUUUACAAUUCGUGGCACUCCACAGCAAAUAGACUAUGCUCGGCAACUCAUAGAAGAAAAGAUUGGUGGCCCAGUAAAUCCUUUGGGACCACCUGUACCCCAUGGGCCCCAUGGUGUCCCAGGGCCCCAUGGGCCUCCUGGGCCUCCUGGGCCUGGAGCUCCAAUGGGACCAUACAACCCUGCACCUUAUAAUCCGGGACCACCUGGCCCUGCUCCUCAUGGUCCUCCAGCUCCUUAUGCUCCCCAGGGAUGGGGAAAUGCAUAUCCACACUGGCAGCAACAGGCCCCUCCUGAUCCAGCUAAAGCAGGAACUGAUCCAAACUCAGCAGCUUGGGCUGCAUAUUAUGCUCACUAUUACCAACAGCAAGCACAGCCACCACCUGCAGCUCCCACUGGUGCACCAACUACAGCCCAAACCAAUGGACAAGGUGAUCAACAGAAUCCAGCUCCAGCUGGACAGGUUGAUUAUACCAAGGCUUGGGAAGAGUACUACAAAAAAAUGGGUCAAGCAGUUCCUGCUCCUACUGGUGCUCCACCAGGUGGUCAGCCAGAUUAUAGUGCAGCCUGGGCUGAAUACUAUAGACAGCAAGCAGCCUACUAUGCCCAGACAAGUCCCCAGGGAAUGCCACAGCAUCCUCCAGCACCUCAGGGCCAAUAA
Messenger RNA from Pipistrellus nathusii (Nathusius's pipistrelle), 1935 nucleotides. NCBI's taxonomy places the organism in Eukaryota, Metazoa, Chordata, Mammalia, Chiroptera, Vespertilionidae. The record is from the annotation of a GenBank genome assembly.